AUGAGGCCUUGUGCCUCCGGCGGCUCUGAGGAGACUGUGUGGGCCUGGAAGGAGAACGUGUGGGAGAAGGAGAAGGGCACCCUGAUGGAGCGCUACACGGUGGAGCAGAGCAAGCCGCCGUCGCAGGGCGGCGCCGUCCUCUCCACGCUGACCAUCAACAACGUGAUGGAGUCCGACUUCCACUCGCCCUACAACUGCACCGCCUGGAACUCCUUCGGGCCCGGCACCAUGAUCAUCACCCUGGAGGAGAAGGAUAUGGUGCCGGUGGGCAUCAUAGCCGGAGGAACCGUGGGCUCCUCCAUCCUCCUGAUCAUGAUCCUCGUGGCCCUCGCCUUCUUCCUCUAUCGCCAACGCAAAGGCAGUCGCCGCGGGGUCACCUUAGGUAAGCCCGACAUCAAGGUGGAGACGGUUAACAAGGAGACCCACAGCCUGGAGGAGGAGGCUGACAACGUCUCCACGGCAACGCGCAUGGUCAAGGCCAUGUACUCGCCGUUCAAAGACGACAUGGACCUCAAACAGGAAGUGAGGAGCGACUCGCUCGACACCCGGGAGGAGUACGAGCUCAAGGACCCGACCAACGGCUACUACAACGUCCGCGCCACCACCCACGACGAGUCGCGGCCCCCCUCCCACGCCGUCCACUUCCAGGGGGAGUUCCGCUCCCCGAACCCCGCCGCAGGAGGAGGAGGAGGAGGAGGAGGCACCGGUCCGGUCGGGGGUGCCACGUCUUCCGUCGGACCCCCGGGCGGGGGCCCCGGCGGCCCCGUCAACCCCGGGGGCGCGCCCGGUUCCCGGGCCGGCUGCUACGACCCACGGCCCCCCUCCAGGAUGUCCCACGCGGGCUACGCCCAGUUCAGCACCUACUCCCGGGGGGUGCCGGCGCAGAGUCAGCAGCAGGGACCCCCGCCGAACCCGCCGCUCCAGUCUCCGGGGGAGUACCCCGGGGACUGCGGCCUGCUGGACGGCUCGGGCCAGAUGCCUUACGACGCCUACGGCGGGUACCCCUCCCAGUACCCCAGUUACCGCAUGGGCUUUGUCCCGCCCAUCGAGGAAGGCCCGGCGUAUGAGAUGUACCCGACAGGACAGGGGGUGGGGCAGGCCACGGACCAGGGCACGGGCCAGGGCACGGGCCAGGCCACGGGCCAGGCCACGGGCCGGGACACGGACCAGGGCACGGACCAGGGCACGGACCAGGGCACGGGCCAGGGCACGGGCCGGGACCGGGACACGGACCGGGACCGGGACACGGGCCGGGACCGGGACACGGGCCAGGCCACGGGCCAGGCCACGGGCCAGGCCACGGGCCAGGCCACGGGCCAGGCCACGGGCCAGGACCGGAACAGGGGCCAGGGCAGAGCCCGGAAGCGGGGCUGA
Messenger RNA from Gadus chalcogrammus (walleye pollock), 1374 nucleotides. RefSeq names its product kirre like nephrin family adhesion molecule 1b (gene kirrel1b). The transcript is spliced from 7 exons. Bases 1 to 1374 code for a protein of 457 amino acids. Lineage: Eukaryota; Metazoa; Chordata; Actinopteri; Gadiformes; Gadidae. The record is from RefSeq and is a predicted model, not a curated record.